Messenger RNA from Lutzomyia longipalpis, 2124 nucleotides. Its product is annotated as vesicular integral-membrane protein VIP36. Gene Ontology annotation, biological process: Golgi organization; endoplasmic reticulum organization; endoplasmic reticulum to Golgi vesicle-mediated transport. The record is from RefSeq and is a predicted model, not a curated record. The transcript is spliced from 5 exons. The coding region runs from base 118 to 1092 and encodes 324 amino acids. Gene Ontology annotation, cellular component: endoplasmic reticulum-Golgi intermediate compartment; Golgi membrane; COPII-coated ER to Golgi transport vesicle. Gene Ontology annotation, molecular function: D-mannose binding. NCBI's taxonomy places the organism in Eukaryota, Metazoa, Arthropoda, Insecta, Diptera, Psychodidae.
GACAUGUCCCAUGGAUUUAUCUUGUAAGUGACAGUGCAUAUGUCAUACACACAAUUAUAUAUAUCAAAGUUGCACAGAUUCGCGAAUAAAUAAAUUUUCCGCAAAUACCUCACAAAAAUGAAUCCAAAAUCCCUGUUGUGGUCUGUAUUAGUGUCAGUUUUAGCUUUAGUUAGUGCCCAAUAUGAAUCCAUUGACUAUAUGAAGCGAGAACACUCUCUAACCAAACCUUAUGGUGCAGGGAUGAAUGUACCCUAUUGGGAUUAUGCUGGGCACACGAUGGUCACCAAUAAUUAUGUUAGACUAACUCCGGAUGCCCAGUCAAAGAGUGGAAGUCUCUGGAAUCAAGUUCCGUGUAUGACAAAGAAUUGGGAGAUGCAGGUAUCUUUCAAAGUGCAUGGGCACGGGAAAGAUCUCUUUGGGGAUGGAAUGGCUAUUUGGUAUGCCAGGGAACGCAUGGUCCCCGGACCAGUUUUUGGCAGUAAAGAUUACUUCAGUGGUUUAGUAAUCAUCCUGGACACGUAUAGUAAUCACAAUGGGCCACACAAUCACCAACAUCCAUUUUUGAGUGCAAUGGUGAAUAAUGGAACACUUCAUUAUGAUCACGAUCGCGAUGGAACUCACACCCAAUUAGCUGGGUGCGAAACAAAAUUCCGCAACGUAGAUUAUGAGACAGUCAUAACGAUUCGCUAUGAGAACGAUGUCCUCACAGUGCUGACAGAUUUAGAAAACAAACGUGAAUGGAAGGAAUGCUUCACGGUGAAGGGAGUCCUUUUGCCAACGGGAUACUUCUUUGGAGUAUCCGCAACAACAGGUGAUCUUUCCGAUAAUCACGACAUUAUUUCACUACGUUUCUAUGAAUUGGAUAUGGUGACGGAUCCCCAAGCUAGUCUAGAACGUCGACAAAUUAUUCCUCAAGCACUAACCUUCGAACCACCACGAGAACGGAGUGAAGACAAGAAACCCAGUGGGAUGUCCAAUGUGAAAAUCUUCUUCCUUAUUCUGCUGGGUAUGAUGGUGGCUGUUGCUGUGGCAAUUGGUGGCAUUAUGUACUACCAGAAGCACAAGGAGAAUUCAAAGAAGCGAUUCUAUUGAGACAAGUCCAUGCGUGGUAAAAGGUAAGGCACAAAGCUAUGACAUAUUCAUUCACUGAAUUGACUGCUGGAAAGUUUUUUAGAAAUUGAAAUUGUGACUGGAUGUAAAUAUUUGGGUUCUUAAGGGGAAAUUUGUGGGGGGUUUUACGGAAUGAAAGAUUAAGAGAUAAAACUAUCUACCAAAAUAUAUUAAUAAUGGUGAAAAUGAAAGCGCUUGUAGCAUUAAGGGAGCAUCGUAAUGAUUUUAUAUCCGGAUAAUGCGAAUUUUUUCACUAAUUUUCGUUAUUAAUGGACCAAAAUAUUCAAAAAGGGAAAAAAAAAGAUGCAAAAUGUUCAUUUAAAUUGAAUGAAAAAAUGAACAGGUGGUAGCUCUAAAAUAAUAAUAAAAAAAUGUCAUUAAAGUUAAAUAAAAUAGUCACUAAAGAAUUAACUCUUGUUGUCUAAUCUGUAAGAACUUUAAUUUUGUGGUAACCCUUAAAUAUUAAACCCUUCCUGUGACUUCUUAAUGUUAAAUUUAGAUGUGAAAAUUUAUGAUCAGAAUUUGUGAAUAAGAAAAGGGAGUAUUUUGGGAAAAUCAUCACAAAACAUUAUAGAGUCUAAUAUCCAGAGUCCAUUCUUUAUUUUUUCCAAGCUUUCUCAUUUUCAAUCCAUUACUUAUUGUAGGCUUAGACACUUCUACAAUUUAUUAUUUAUCGUAGUUCAGAUAGCACAAUAAAAAAUAAAUUGCAAACGAAUAAGAAUUAGAUGAAGAUUUUGAUAUUAUUAAUAUUUGGGAGCUUUUUAUCAAUCUGACUGGUUGAAUAUGUUUAGGUAAUAAAUUAAUAAGAAAAAACAUAAUUUUAAAAUUAAAUUCAUUAUUAUUUCAUAAACAAAAUUACCGGAAAAUCCUAUUACAUUUUUUUUAGGAAAUGUAAGAUUUUGAAACGAACCCUGAUAUUUUACAUUCGACAAAUUGGCUAUAAUUUUACUGAAAUACUGUGACGUAUAAUAAAUAUUUUGUUUGAAAAAGAAAAUAAAUGAAUUUUUCAAAAUA